CAACUAACUUAAGGUAAUAGAGUACGACUAUCAAUUACCUCGUUCACAGAGAACAGGAAGAAUAACGCAAUUAGACCUAGGGUUAGGGAAUCCAGUCCAUUAAACUCCUAAGAAUCGGACUUAUUGUUCGAAAUCCAGAAAUCGAUUUUCGAUCGAUCAAAGAUGUGGCACGAGGCGAGGAGGUCGGAGAAGAAAGUGCAUGAAAUGAUGGACGCUGCUCGGAAGAGAGCGCAGCGCAGAGCUAUAUACCUGGCCAAGCGGCGCGGCGACCCAAGCCAAUCUAUCCAAGCCGUCGGAACUCGCUGCCGCAUCCACCGUGACGAUGCUCUCUACCAGGCUACCGAAGACCAGCAGGGCUUGAUACCCUGGAAUGGGAAACAGGAUAUUAUGAUUGACAGAUUUGAUGGUCGUGCUCUUCUUGAUUUUAUUCGUGAUGGUAGUACACGCCGUCAUCGGGUCUCAGAAAUAACUGAGGAAGAAGAGGAGUUAGAAGAGUUUGUUAGUUUUGAGCGUUACCGGGAUUUAAUUAAGCAUCGACGUAGAGGAUUUACUGACAAGGAGGGACUGCAACAUGUUAACCAAGAGAUGGAGGCUAAGAUCAGUGCGUAUUUUGGAUCAGACAGUAAAUCUCAUGCGGAUCAGACGCCAGCGAGCAAGGGGCCUUACUCGCAAGUUGGUUUCUCUUAUGAUGGAGAUGAAAAGGAGGAAGCUCAAGAUUUAGAUGGCGAUGAAGAUGAUGACGAGGACGACGAUUACGAGGAGGAUUUUAACAGUGAUGACAGCAAUGAUGAAUUGAUGGAGUCAAUUGCAAAAGAAUUCGGAGUAAAGAGGUAUGGAUGGCUUGUAUACAUGGAUAAAAGGGCUAAAGAAGAGGAAAGGAGGCAGAAAGAAGUCAUCAAGGGAGAUCCUUCAAUUAGAAAACUGAGUCGCAAGGAAAGAAGGAAGGUUUCUCAGAUGGAAAGAGAGAAGGAAAGAGAAGCUGCAAGAAUAACUGGAACUAGAGUGCUUCGUCACGAUCCAUAUCGUGAAUCAAGGCACAGCCCUACUUAUGAAGCUUAUUCACAAUCUAGAAGCAGAUUGAGGUCGAAGUCUCGGUCCUACUCUCCAUCACAGUCAAGGCGCCAUGCACAUGGAUCACGCACUGAUGAUCUUAAUCGAGGGAAAGAUAGGGCUCCAAAAAUAGAAUAUAUUACAGAAUUUGGGGGCUUUGAUGAUGGGGAUGAGCCAAAGCUUGAAGGAUAUUCUCCACCACCAUCUCCUUCGUCCCGUGCUGAUGCAUUGAAUCGGCCAUCGUCUGGUCGCAUACUCGAAGCUCUUCAUGCAGACCCCGCCUCUGGUGUAUCCCUUGACAGAGAAAAGAAUGCCAAACUGUUGAAGCCACCAAUGAGCACAUCCUCAGCACUCGCAAAGUUGAGCAAAACCACAAGUAGUGGGAGCCUAUCUAAGCAACUGGGGGAGAAGAAGGAAACACCUCAAGAGCGACUUAAACGGAUCAUGAGCAAACAAUUGAACAAACAGAUAAAAAAAGAUACAGCUAUUGAAAUGGCUAAGAAACGAGAGCAAGAGCGACAGAGGCUUGAAAAACUAGCUGAAACAAGCCGAGUUAGCCGAUAUCGGCAGCGAAGCCGUAGUAGAAGUUACAGCCGCUCUCCUCCAAGGUAUACAUAUACAUCUACCAAUCUUGCUUUUGGCUGUUGAUUGAAGGAUUGUUCU
This is a messenger RNA of Olea europaea var. sylvestris, 1713 nucleotides long. Its product is annotated as CLK4-associating serine/arginine rich protein-like. The transcript is spliced from 11 exons. The record is from RefSeq and is a predicted model, not a curated record. The coding region runs from base 163 to 1698 and encodes 511 amino acids. Lineage: Eukaryota; Viridiplantae; Streptophyta; Magnoliopsida; Lamiales; Oleaceae.